Molecule: messenger RNA, 6645 nt
Organism: Oncorhynchus tshawytscha (Chinook salmon)
Lineage: Eukaryota; Metazoa; Chordata; Actinopteri; Salmoniformes; Salmonidae
Product: band 4.1-like protein 3
Exons: 26
Coding region: 675-4979 (1434 amino acids)
Biological process (GO): cortical actin cytoskeleton organization
Cellular component (GO): plasma membrane; cytoskeleton
Molecular function (GO): actin binding; structural molecule activity
Source: RefSeq, a predicted model, not a curated record
CUUGCGUCACCCAGGGAACAGUGGGUUAACUGCUUGUUCAGGGGCAGCACGACAGAUUUUUACCUUGUUAGCUCGGUGAUUCGAUCCAGAGCGUUUCUGGUCCAAUGCUCUAACCACUAGGCUACCCAUCCAGGCAUAGUGCUAAUGCUAGUUAGCGUUGGUUUACGAAACUACCUCUAACUUCCUUCGUAAUGGGCACAGAGACAUAAAAUGUGUAUCCACAAGUUCAGCUGACUCUGGGGAAGUAGAUAAAGGGCCUCAUUGCUAAAAUACUGAAGUAUCACUUUAAUAUCAGCCACAGCACAAUGGUCUUUGGCUGUAGACUGUAGAGAAAAUAUUAGAUUAGAAUAUUAGUCUCUGCGCAGGCAAGAAUGUUGACAUGCCAUGAUUGUUGUGUACACUAUCAAAAACAUUGGUGUUCUGGUUGCAGCUUGGAAUAACCACUGCUGUACAAAUAUUGACGUAGACUAAAUUAUAACUGUUUGACAAAAUAUUCUACUGGUAUAUUUGAUCUCUGGGUUAUGUUGUUGGCAUGUUAUGACAUGUUACACUUUGAGUGUUAGACUACUGAGUUGUUAUGCCAUUUUCUCCCCCACAUCACUCCGGACCAACCUGAAUGGAAUUGUGGAUGGAAUCUGGAUAUGCUGUAUAUGACCUGUCAUGGGUGAAUCGCCAUGACGACAGAACCAAAUUCAGAGUCUAGCGCGGACCAGCAGGAGGUCAGUGCGGCUCCGCCACUGGAGGCGGACUCUUUUCCCCCGGCUGCCGCCCACAGCACGCCUGUCAGGAAAGAGCAGAACGGCGACGAGAGAGCGGAGGGAGGCGUGGUCCCACAGGGGAAUCAGCUGGAGCCAUCGCAGGCGGAGGAGGACAGGACCUCGUACAGGUCGUCCACCAGUAAGCUGUCCAGGUCUCCCGGUGGAGGACGGAGUGUCCGCAGCUCCAGGAACAUGCAGUGCAAGGUCACCCUGCUUGAUGGCUCCGCCUACACCUGCAUGGUGGAGAAACGGGAGAGAGGCCAUGUGUUAUUUGACAAAGUGUGUGAGCAGCUCAACCUCCUGGAAAAGGACUACUUUGGCAUCACAUUCCGGGACAUCGAAAACCAAAAGAACUGGUUAGACCAAUCCAAGGAGAUGAAGAAACAGAUCAGAGGAGCCGCCUGGAAUUUUUCAUUCAAUGUGAAGUUCUACCCUCCAGACCCUGCCCAGCUGUCUGAGGAUAUUACAAGAUAUUACCUGUGCCUCCAGUUGAGGGAUGACGUGGUGUCUGGGCGUCUGCCAUGCUCUUUCGCCACCCACACGGUGCUGGGAUCCUACACGGUUCAAUCAGAGUUGGGGGACUACGAUCUCGAGGAGUCUGGGACGGACUACGUCAACGAGUUCCGCUUCGCCCCCAACCAGACCAAGGAGCUGGAGGAGAAGGUCAUGGACCUGCACAAGAACUACAAAGGAAUGACGCCAGCUGACGCUGAGAUGCACUUCCUGGAAAACGUGAAGAAGCUGUCCAUGUACGGAGUUGACCUGCACCAUGCCAAGUUGGUAGGAAGCCUGUUUGAGUGCUUGUCUCCAGCUAAGGGCGAGGAUUCUGAGGGUGUUGAGAUCAUGUUGGGCGUGUGCUCUAGCGGUCUUCUGAUCUACCGUGACCGCCUGCGCAUCAACAGGUUCGCAUGGCCCAAGGUCCUCAAGAUCUCCUAUAAAAGGAAUAAUUUCUACAUCAAAAUACGCCCCGGAGAGUUUGAGCAGUUUGAAAGCACCAUCGGGUUCAAGCUCCCCAACCAUCGGGCGGCCAAGAGACUAUGGAAAGUCUGCGUGGAGCACCACACCUUUUUCAGGUUGGUGUCUCCAGAAACUCCCCCCAAGAAGUUCUUAAAUCUGGGCUCUAAGUUCCGAUACAGUGGGAGAACCCAGGCCCAGACGCGACGAGCCAGCUCCCAGAUCGUCCGUCCGGCGCCCCGCUUCGAGCGCUCCACCAGCAAGCGCUACAUCAUGUCGCGCAGCCUGGACGGAGCUCCGCAGAGUACACCCAAAAGGAGUUCACCCAAAAGGAGUUCACCCAAUAGGAGUUCACCCAAUAGGAGUUCACCCAAUAGGAGUUCACCCAAAAGGAGUUCACCCAAUAGGAGUUCACCCAAUAGGAGUUCACCCAAUAGGAGUUCACCCAAAAGGAGUUCACCCAAAAGGAGUUCACCCGAAAGGAGUUCACCCAAUAGGAGUUCACCCAAAAGGAGUUCACCCAAUAGGAGUUCACCCGAAAGGAGUUCACCCAAAAGGAGUUCACCCAAAAGGAAUACCCCCCAGUCUGUAUCCCCGAGAAUUGAACCACCUGCUAGUUUUAACAUCGCUAAACCAACAGAGAUGGGCUCGGACCUAUACGGAAGGGCGAAGGGCAUCGCCAUGAGCGACCUCAUCACCACCGUGACCCCGGAGAAAAGGGUGGAGGAGAGGAAGGCAGAGGAAGAGGUGGAAGUAAAGGUGGAGGUAGAGGUGGAAGUAGAGGUGGAAGUAGAGGUGGAAGUAGAGGUGGAAGUAGAGGUGGAGGAGGAUGAGACCACGAAAGCCACCGAGAUCUCUCUACCAAGUCCAACCUCUCCCAUUCGACACGACACCAAGACUGAACUGACUGACACUGGUGUCGAUGGUGAACUGACAGCCACAGAGUCGGACCAGGAGGAUGAGUCCGAGUUAAAGACACAGGACACAGUGGGCACGCCGGAGGAGCUGUUGAAACACACGACCAACAUCAGUGAGCUCAAGAGAUCGUUCCUGGAGACGGGCGCCGACUCGGCUGGCCUUACCGAAUGGGAGAAGAGGCUGUCAUCGUCCCCCCUGCGCUCGCCGCGCCUCGACGAGGCCCCCAUGAUCGAACCCCUGGAACUCGACGAGGUACCGAGCCAAGAGGAUGAGGGAGAGGAUGAGAGAGAGAGAGCCAUGGCUGCAGGCGGUAGCGUUGAGGAGGACAUCACGCACAGCCCUGUGGAUACUAAGACUACUGUGGACUCUGACGGGUGGGUAAUAGUAAGCAAAGUCCCUCCUAAGGUAGCCGAAAAGAGAAACAUUGUCAACUAUAAUGUUAUGGCCGUCGAUAACACUGUGGCUGAAGGAGCGCUCGGCGGCGCCAGUGGUGUCGUUGUCAUCAAGGAGUUUGGCAAACCAUACGAGAGCUUCAGCAGUGAACUAGCGUCCAAGGCCGAGGAGAUGGAGAAGACCUACACCCUGGGCAAAUCCUACGACACCAUGUCAGGCAAGAUCGUCACCAUGACGACGCAGGCCAAAGAUGGCGGGGAGGCGGCGGUAGCCGUUCCUGCGGUGUUCGCCAGGGAGCUGAAGAGGGCAGCAGACCAAUCCACCACCACUGUGAAGAUCAUCCCAGUGUCGACUGAGUACGAGAUGCCAGUGUCGGUCCACUUGAGUCUUCCGCCCAUAGAGGGAAUCGGACCCCCAAUGAUCACCAUCCAGGAGGCAAGGACCCCCUCUCCAUCUGAGGGAAUGGGACCCUCCAUGAUCACCAUCCAGGAGGCAAGGACCCCCUCUCCAUCUGAGGGAAUGGGACCCUCCAUGAUCACCAUCCAGGAGGCCAGGACCCCCUCUCCAUCCAUCCGAUCCAGCCAGGACAUCAGUGAUGCCGCGAGAGCUGACAGCAGGAAGCAGCUACGGGAGACUUUUCUUCUGGGAGACAGGAGCACCACCCCUGUUGCGCCUCACACACCCCUCUCUCCACGGUCCCCAAUGGCCAAGUCCCCAAUGGCCAAGUCCCCAAUGAAGAUGCCCAAGCCUCAAAUGGUCGAUCUGCGUCUGAGCCCCAGCCCUGUGUCCUAUCUUUCCAGAACCCCAUCGCCCUCCAAAGUGCCAAAGCCGACCUUUGAGGAGAUGUCUCCGGAGCUCACCGCUCUCUUACAGUCGGCCAGAGAUCAGACCAGCACGCGGGUCUGGACUGCUUCGCCUGCCUUUAGUCAGACCGUGUUUAAGACAACAGAGAAGGUGGAGCGGAUCGUGCUGCAGACAGAGGUGGUAUCUUCCCAACAAGAAAAGGACCAGGACCAGCCUGAGUUGAAGUUGGCACAGCCAGAACAGUCUGACCACCAGCCUGACAACAUGGAGAACCAGGCAGUGCAUCAGACUGAGCAGGUAGAGACAGACUCACUGGAAGGGAUAGAGGACGAUAGGCCUCAGUCCGUGCUGGGGUUUACAGGGCUGAGCAUGCAUGAUGACCACUCUGACGACUCAGACACGCCAAGCGACACUAGUGACGCCACUAGCGUAGCCUCGGCGGGGCCGGCCCUGACUGCCGCAGCCAAGGCCGCCGUGGACAAGGCUAUAGGGGCGGCGGUGAAGCAGGCGGAGGCCGAGGAGAAAACUCCAGCCCCAGGCUUGGGUGGAAGCCUAGGCCUUGGGCUGGACAGUCAGUCAGAGGGAGAGGAGUCAGCAGGGUCAGUCUCAGAGGAGGAAGCGGAGAAGGAGAACAGCCAAGACUGGAGAGGGUGCUUCGUGCCCCCCUCCCCCGUGCACACCUCUCCUAUUGGAGCGUCCUGGCAGAGUCUCAGUGGGGAGGUAGCUGCUGCAAGGGCUCACUCGGAGUUGUCUGUGCUGGAGGCUCCAGAGGUCCUGACCUUCAACAGGGCAGACGUGGUUGAUGUGACCCAGCAGGUCCCUGUAAUACACACGGAAAUUAAAACUGUCACAUGCCAGUCACUAGAGGCUGACGCUGAUCCCGAAGCGGGGGUGUUGAUGAGCGCCCAGACCAUCACCUCAGACACCACCAGCACCACCACAACCACACAUAUCACCAAGACUGUGAAAGGUGGCAUCUCAGAAACCAGGAUCGAGAAGAGAAUCGUAAUCUCGGGUGAUGCAGACAUUGACCAUGACGAGGCCUUGGCUCAGGCCAUAAAGGAGGCCAAAAAGCAGCACCCUGACAUGUCAGUGACCAAAGUAGUGGUCCACAAAGAGACUGAGAUCACGCCCGAGGAGUGCGAAGAGUGACCGCAGGUGUGAUGGGUCACCGGGUUCACCAACGUUUCGGGAGCAUUCUGUUAACGUUACUUCACGCUGUUCAGAGUACGGGACGCAAGCAGGAUAGUGGCGUUGCCAACAGACAGCACCCCACUGUAGCAGACACUAAUACUGCAUCCAACCACUACUGAACUAACCUCAUCCACCCACACUCCCUCACUCACUCACCAUCACUACUGGCAAACACAGACCUCCAAAGCUACCUUCAUUGGAACAUGUAUACUGCAUGAAAAGGGAACAAUUCUGCAUUUUUGUAAAAGAAAAAAUAACAAUAUAUCAAAAGUUCUACAUGUUUCACUUGACCUGUAAACUCAGACUCAAAGGUUGAAGAAUGUAUGUGAUGAGAGUUAAGAUAGUAUAGAUCAUUAUGUUGUAUUUAUUAUCAAACUGCUCACUUGGAAACAUGUAUAAUAGUAGGCUAUGAUGGCACAAUAUUUAUCCACGCAAUAGAUGUGGCAUUCAUCUUGUCAGAAGUCCCCUUAUUUAUCCCAAAUGCUGAUUUAUCCAAUUUUACAAAGAGUUUUCCCUUUAAAAAGACAACAAUAAUAUCUAUGGUACUGGUACAUGCAUUUGCUUAGUAGGUCAUUCAUCCUCAAAGAUGAUUUUGUUGUUUUUACUUGUAAAUAUGCUUAUUUGGUUUUCAUUAAUUACAAGGUGAGGAUGAGGAUGAUGAGGCAAAAUAUUGUAGAAGCGUUAGUUAGCAGGAAAAGUUCAACAGACUCCAUUACUGUGACCUCUGAGGUGAUUAAGAAACCCCUUAUUAUACAGUAUGUGUCUUCACACUGUGGAUUAUACUUUCUUGUUGGCUUGUAUCUGAAAUUAUACCCUAUUCCAUAUGGGCUCUGGUCAAAAGUAGUGUACUAUAUAGGGAGUAUGAUGCAAUUUUAGAUACAUAAUUGUUUAGACACAUUCUUAAAGGAAAACUCCACCCAAAAACAAUAUUUUGGUAUUUGUUUCAUUCGUCCAUUGUUGACACAGUCCCAACAUGUUUUGCUUGUCAGCAAUCAAGUUUUCAAGAUAUGUAACUUUGAAAAUACAGAAAUCAUCCCUGUAUGAAACAUUUUGCAUCACAGGGUGCUGCGUGUUGCGUCACAGGGUCCAAAAUGCAUCAUACAGGGAUGAUUUCUGUAUUUUCAAAGUCAAUGUAUUUGACAAGCAAAACAUUUUGGGACUAUGUCAACAAUGGACUAAUAACAUUUUUAAAAUGUUGUUGUUUUUUGAGGGGGGGGGGGUUCCUUUAAGUCCUACCCAGAAUCCUCCUCAUCCCUGUGUGGCACAUCCAAGCCUUAAAACUGUGCAGAAUGGGCAGACAACAACCUCAAGUACAAGCCUGCAGUGUGUGUUUGUGUGCUUGGUUUCUCCCACACAGAGGCAUCAUGCCCAAUCGAACUUGAGCUGGCACUAUCGGGUGGCACAUGCCUCCCUCAAUAUCAUCCACUGGGAUGAGAAUACAUAAUUAGCAGUGUCUUAUAGAAUGAAUAUUAAGACAUUAUAUAUAUAUAUAUAUUCGGUCAUCAGUGACCCCUCAGAGAUAUUGGGAUCAUGAUGCCUCUGAUCCCACCUCUUCAAAUCAUCAGCUGUGAAAACCGUCCUUGUUGAAUGUGUUUCCCACAAGAUAAAUAAAUGGAUAAAUACA